AUGAAAACAAAAGUACUAUUCUUCUUGCCGUCCAUUCUGUUGCUACCACGCUCGGUAUGGUCAGAAACGAAAGGUCCAUCUGAUCCCCCCAAAUCUGGAAAGCCAAAUGCUAACACACUACAUUUGUUAAGGGGCAAAUUAGAGUACCCAAAUAAAAUCAACGAAGAGAAUGCAGUAUCUCCAGAUUUUAAAAAAAACGUAGAAGUGCCAAAAAAAAAACUCGAGGAAUUAAAAGGCAAGGCAGAAAAAGAUAAACAGAAUGAAGCGGGUACUACAGCAAAGGGAGAGGAAGCAUCUCAAAAUGUAAGUCAAGACGGAUUACAAGAGCAGACCCCCAGUGACAGUAAGGAUGGAAAAGCAGAGGAAAAGAAAACUGAAGUCAAAAAUGUCAUUUUUAUGAAAAAGGAGAAAGCCGUCAAUGAAGAAGUUGGAAACAAACAAACCGCUAUCAUAACUGAAAAGAAGAAUUUGCCAAUUGAGGAAUCGCAGGAAAAGAAUGGAAUCCAGGCGCAGGAAAGUAUCGAGGUAGAAGAGUUACCCGAAGUUAUAGUGGACAAGACAGAUGAUUCCGCCGAAGGCGAAACCUUAUCCGAAUCGGAAAAGGAAGCUAAGCCUUCAGCUGAAAGCACUCCAAAUGAACCGAAUGUCAACACCACACAUAUACCAGCAGACACACACACAUAUCCAAGCGGCGAAGGUCCUAGCGCACCGAAGAAGAUACAAUUUCCCUCCAUUGACGAAAAUGCAAAUAGAAGAGCAGCACGAAUUAAACAUAUGAACCGAUUUCUAAAUGGCUUCUUAACCAGUCGAAGCAAAAAUAAAAAUGAAAUAUAUUUCCAUCCAUAUUAUGGCCCCUAUUUUAACCAUCCCGCCUACUAUAACUAUGACCCCUAUUAUAAUUAUUCUCAGUGGUAUAACCCAUUUUUGAGACAAACAAAGGAUUAUGAAGUGAAUAAAAACUUGCUUGGUGCCUGCUUUAUCAAAGGGGAAGGAGCCCAUCCAAAUGUGCCCUGCAUAUUUGACAUAUUCAAAAAAGUUUUAGACGACGAACGGUUUCGAAACGGAUUUAGAACUUUUAUGUAUGCCCUUUACGAAUUUGCCAAAAAGAAUGACGUCUUAAGUGAAGAGGCAAAGAAAAAGGAGUUUAUGAGAUUCUUCUUUGACAGUGCCUUUCAGUUGCUCAACAGGAUGUUGCACCAUUGA
Molecule: messenger RNA, 1203 nt
Organism: Plasmodium inui San Antonio 1
Lineage: Eukaryota; Apicomplexa; Aconoidasida; Haemosporida; Plasmodiidae
Exons: 1
Coding region: 1-1203 (400 amino acids)
Source: RefSeq, a predicted model, not a curated record